Molecule: messenger RNA, 2181 nt
Organism: Heterostelium album PN500
Lineage: Eukaryota; Evosea; Eumycetozoa; Acytosteliales; Acytosteliaceae
Gene: pex14
Exons: 4
Coding region: 1-2181 (726 amino acids)
Biological process (GO): protein import into peroxisome matrix, docking
Cellular component (GO): peroxisomal importomer complex; peroxisomal membrane
Molecular function (GO): signaling receptor binding
Source: RefSeq, a predicted model, not a curated record
AUGGAUCAAGAUAAUAAUGCUAGUGAAUCGGUUGAACAGAGCGAUGUCAAUGUUGGCAGUGAGUCGACAACAUCGUCACCAACAGCUGUUACAGAAUCGUCUGGAAUGAGCCAAGAGGAGAUAACUAGACAGAGAAUACAAAAGAGAAAAGAAGAAGCGAAACGUAUCAUCGAGGAGAGAAAGAAACGUGAGCAACAACAAGAACAACAGCAGCAAGAAGAUGACGAUGAUGAAGAAGAGGAAGUUGUAGUUAAAAAGAAGAAACAACAACAACAGCAACAAGAUGAUGGUGAAGAAGCAGAUAAAAACUAUUCUUCCAAGAAAUCAACUUUAAGUUUUAAUAAUCAACAGCAACAGCAACAAGAUGUAACACCAAAUGUAAGAGAAGAUAUGGUUAGAAGAGCUGUAUCUUUCCUUACCAAUCCAAAUGUUAAGAAUACUGCUUUGGCUAGAAAGGUUGCCUAUCUCGAAAAGAAAGGUCUGACGAGUGAGGAGAUCAAAGAAGCACUGAAGCGAAAUGAAGAGAUGCGUGCUGGUUCCACUACUACUGCUACAAGUGGUUCUGGCUCGGUUGCAACUACCAGACCAUCAUCCACAGGCAGACCAACUACAUCCACCUCCGGAAGAGUAACCAAUACACUCUCACCAUCCUCUUCCAUCAGCUCACCGAAUAACAACACUCAGCAACAACAACAACAACAGCAAUAUUAUCAACCACAACAACAACAACAACAAGUUCCACAACGUGAUUAUCAACUUACCAACUACCAAGACGAUAGAAGACUUCAACAGCAACAACAACAACUCUACGCAGCAAACAACCAGUUCUCAUGGGGAAAUGUGUUGAUGUCUGUUACCGCGUUGGUCGGUGUAGCUUCGGGACUUGCCUAUCUUACCUCCAACUACAUCAUGCCAUACUUUAGACACUCGAAUGUCGAUGAGAAGAAGGAGAAAAAGACAGAGAAGAAGAUUGCCGACCUACAAGAGCAGAUCAACCUGUUGCAACAAACAAUCACCUCGCAAGCAAAUGAUUUCAAGGACUUGCUGCAACCAAUGAAACAGUUGAUCGAGCAAAACAACUCGCAAAAGGCAAACAGCACCGCCGAAAUCAAUGAUAUCAAGAAGGAAAUCAAGAAUCUCUCUAGUCUCAUCAAUAGUCCACAGUACUCAAUCAACCCAUUGUCCUACUCAAAUUCCAGUCUAGAUGAAAAUGAUUUUAGAAUACCACCUACUUCAUUAACAACAUCAACUACAACAACCAAUAAUAAUAAUAAUAAUGUAUCGUCAUCAUCAUCAACAACAUCAACAACAACACCAUCGUCAUCAUCUUUGCAUAUUAAAGGAGGUCAGCAACUACAACAACAACAAGCAUCUAAACCAAGAGUUAAUAAGAUCGGAGGAGUACCACCACCUAUCAGCACUGCCAAUCCAUAUGCCAAUAUGUCGUGGAAACCAAAUAGCGAAACACCACCAGCCAUUCCAUCGUGGCAACAGAGAUCAUCACCCAAUCCCAUAGGAAUUCAAUCGCCAUCCUCUCCAUCAUCAUCUUCUCCAUCGACACCAAAUAAUAAUAAUACUACUACUACAACCACUACUACUACAGCCAGUAACAACAACAACAAUAGUAACUCUGGUUACAUAGACAGCUGGAGUGCAUCACCAAGCAAGAAAAAAGAUGAAAGAGGAUCAACACCAUCCAAUAUAAAUUCAUUUAACAGCGCCACCAAUAACACGGUUGCUCCAGCCGGUUUCGACGAUCCAUGGGAAGGUGGUGACCACGAGAUAUCAGCUGAAACACCCAUUACCACUACUACAACAACUACCACUACCACCCAAACUCCACCACCACAAGCUCAACCACAACAGACAAAGAAAGAUGAAACUCCAUACUCGUCGAAUUUCGUCGAUGUCAUCAAUCAAUUGAAACAAGGUAAAACUCCACCAGGUAUUAGAACUGAUAUCAACGAUUCCCCUACCAACGGUAAUGUCGAUAAAGGUGUAAAAGUGAGACCAUUAAAGCCAUGGGAGAAAGCUAACACUUCAUUCACUCAAAUGAGUCAACCACAGUUUGAAGAAAUGAUCACACCGAUUGUUCCAGAAGAUAGAUCUACCACGACCAUCGCAGACAACUCUCAACCACAACAACAACAACAACAACAAGAUACACAACAAAAAGAAUAA